Molecule: messenger RNA, 2316 nt
Organism: Fonsecaea erecta
Lineage: Eukaryota; Fungi; Ascomycota; Eurotiomycetes; Chaetothyriales; Herpotrichiellaceae
Exons: 2
Coding region: 1-2316 (771 amino acids)
Biological process (GO): DNA-templated transcription
Cellular component (GO): nucleus
Molecular function (GO): zinc ion binding; DNA binding
Source: RefSeq, a predicted model, not a curated record
AUGCGUGGCGGCCGCAUUGGCGGAAACCAGGUGAAACAACGACGGACUGCGUCAACCGAAGCUACAAAGAACCGUCCCUAUGGGGUCACUACUCUCGCAAGUUCCAUUGCGGAAUCCCAUCUCUUGGACGAGGCGGUACGGCAGCAUUCGAUCAGUAUUCAUCACCUGAUCAGUCCUUCGCAUGAAGCGUCAUCUCCCAGGUCUCAGGGAAUAGUACCCGUUGCCGACCAACUAGUGAAAGUGACCGAAGACACUCUUAAGUCUGCCUGCAGUGACCUUGGGGUCACACUAGAGUUCAUGAAACGAACAGUGGGCAAUUUCUUUCGUACUUUCACCUCAUAUGGCCUUUUCCGAGAGUCCACGUUUGCCUCGAAGCUCAGCCAAAUCGCAACCCCUUUGCAAUUGAAAGCGCUACUUGCAGCCAUAUUUAUUUUCGGCGGCAAAGGCGACGUCGACGGGCACAGCAAAGCUCUAUCUAGAUCUCACUUUGGUGACCUAGCCAACGACUAUAUUGACAAAGUCUUGGAAGAAUGCGGAGACGAUCAACCUCCACUGUGUCUCCUUCAAGCAAAGAUUCUUGUGACCCAUUGGAUGAUUGUCAAGGGCGUCCGUGGUCGGGCAUGGAGGUCUCUUGGGCUCUGUAUCCGGAUCGCCUUUGAGCUCGGGCUAGACUCUGUGGACUCAGACGUGGUCCCCAACAGCAGCCCUAUCGACCUCAACCGAUGGUGCGAGGACGAAGAGCGGCGACGGGCAUUUUGGGCGCUCUAUGAGAUCGACACCUUCGCUACGGUCAUCAAGCAGGUUCCGAACGUGACCAACUGGACUCCAAACAAAGUCUUGCUCCCGGCAGACGACGACCGAUGGUUUCAAGGCAAGUACCAGCAAAGCAGUUUCCUCCAUCAUGACUUUAUUGAGCGACCCAAAUCUCUUCAGCAAACGGGAACGAAGUCGGCAAGAGCAUGGUUCCUUGUGCUCAUUUCCUUCUUGGCGGAGGCGAACUCGAUGGCCCGUCCUACUGGUAAGCGAAACUAUCAUUCCCCUGGAAAGAAAGUCACUGCUUCUGAGGUUGAAAGUGACACCGCAACGAGGUCUCAUAACAAUCGCAUGGCGAUGCUCAACUCUAUUCAUCUUUAUCUCCUCGUCGUGCCACCCAAUCUCAAGUUCCAUGGGCAGAUACUGGACUUCGGAGCGCAGAUGACUGACCCGAAUUUGACUACAUCACACCUCUACUGGCAGACUGCAAUCUACAAUGUCGCAAUUCUGGCUGAAGUGGUCAAGCUUCUCGCGCUGAGGCCAUUCGUCUUCGAGAAAUAUGUGCAAAGGCUCCGAAAGAUGACAACAAAAGGGAGCGACAGCUUAUCUACUGAUAAUCCUGUCUCACUCUCAGGGUUGUCUGGCCAAGAACUCCACCAGUGCUUCCACGCCUCAGACGCCAUGCUGAAUGUGAUGCUCAACUGCUCGGAGCUGCACUACCAGUAUCUAAAUCCGUGUAUUGCACAUGCAUCCUGGUUGGCUGCGACGGUGAAACUGCUGCAACAGGAAUUGACGGACGACGAAAGCGAGAGGAGAUUGAUUCGAUCACAAUUCGAGAUCUUGAAAGUCAUCAAUACCCGAUUUAUUCAAUACUGGGAGAUGCCGAGCGUGCUCAGGCAAAAUCUCGACCAGCUCGCUAUGCGAUUGAAGCAAUUCACCGCCCGGUCGAGUGGUGUGGCCGAAGGGGAGAGUAUCUCUGCUGAUCAAGUCAGGGAUUCCUCCCGUUCGGAGGCAGGGCAACAGAGAAAUAACCCCGGCGGUGCCCCUAUGUCGCACGUCAACGAGCCUCACGGUUCAGAGAAUAGAUCCAGGUACACUGCUUCGUCAGAUCUUGAUGUCGUGCCGGGGUUGAACUGCGGAACGCUCGAGCUUCCUGCCUUGUCAAGGGAAGGAAGUCAAACCAACUCCCUAGUAGUAGAGACUCACUACCUGCAACAGCAUGAAGCACCGCAAGGAGUGCUUAAUACUCCUCCUGCUGAAAUUAACCUGCCGUGGCAGCCUGACUCAUUUUCGACGGGAUCUAACUUCAAUGAUCCAGAACUAUUGUUUUACGGCCACAACCACACCUUGGCCGAUUCGACUGUUCUUACCAACGAGUCGACAUUGCGGCUCGACACGAUUCCGACUUCAUGGUCUGAAUUCAGCGCGCCCGGAGUGUCGUGUGCUGUGACAAACAACGGCAUCGAAAAUGUGAAUGGUCAGGCCGACUUCGCCUACGACGAUAUCGGCGGAGAACUCUCGAAUUAUCUCGACGAUAUAUAUUCUGGCCCAUUUUCUGGCUAA